Molecule: messenger RNA, 270 nt
Organism: Musca vetustissima
Lineage: Eukaryota; Metazoa; Arthropoda; Insecta; Diptera; Muscidae
Gene: ND-MWFE
Exons: 3
Coding region: 43-255 (70 amino acids)
Source: RefSeq, a predicted model, not a curated record
UAAUUUUUUGUGGAUUCCUAAGCCAAGAAAUUCCCAUAAAAAAUGUGGUUCGAAGUCUUACCAUCGGCUGUCAUCAUCACUGUGGCCUUGUCUGUGCCCACAUAUGCCAUGUAUGGCCUGCAAAAGCUUGUCCUGGGCAAUGCCUACCGCCGCAACUUGGACGCCCGCUUCGAUCGUGUUAUGUAUUUGCGCGACAGACGACUAACCGACAAUCCCUACAAUAUGAAUGGCUUGGAACAAAUUCCUGAUCAAUAAAUUAGCUCUAAGCUU